CACUUUGGAAUAUCACCUAACAGCCGAAAUACAGCGUGGUCACUUACGGAGUCCUACGGAGUACAACCGUUUUGUGUGCGGUUGCCCCACCAUCACUUUGGUGCCUUAUCGAUACACUUUCCUAUCGAUAAGGUUACGAUAAGUUUUUUUCUCCCUCCCGUCUUGAGAUAGCUAGGACGCCUUUCUCCUUGUCGCCAAGAGACAGCGAUCGAUGUGCAGCCAGAGGUUUCACUGGUGAAUUUCAGUUUGCGUUUUUGGUGCUUGGCAUCGCAUCAAAAUGGCACCAACCCGGCCGAACAAGAAGUCAAAGAAGCGAAACGAAAAUCAGACCGCCAGUCCACGGGCCCUCCUCGAACUCGCUGCGGCCCAGCUAGAGCAAGGCGACUUGGAGACGGCACUUUCAGCAGCCCAAAACGCGCUCGAGGCGACCGGCGAGGGCGGCGACUUCGAACUCCGAGCUCUCGACCUUCUCGGCCACAUCUACGUCGAAGUCGGCGAAAUCGAAGAUGCCCGCGCAUGCUUCACCCGCGCCGUCCACCUCGACCCGGACGGCACCCUCGACGAGAAAAUAGGCGGCGGGCCGGAAAAGUUCCUCUGGCUGGCCCAGCUGAGCGAAGACGGCGGCCAGGACAGUGUGCGGUGGUUCGAGCGCGGGGCGUCGGCGCUGCGGAGCCAGAUCCAGGUCCUCGCCGACUUGCCGAAGCGCACCGCUGAGCAGGAGGCCCUGCUGGAGGAGAAGAAGCGCAAGCUCGCGGGCACGCUGUGCGGCGUGGCCGAGGUGUACAUGACCGACCUCUCGUGGGAGGCCGACGCGGAGCAGCGGUGCGAGGCGCUCGUGACGGAGGCGACGCUGGUGGCGCCGGGGCUGGCCGAGUCGUGGCAGACGGUCGCCAACGUGCGCAUCUCGCAGGCGAGGGUGGAGGAUGCCCGGGCGGCGCUGACGCGGAGCAUGGAGAUUUGGGCGGGGCUGCCUACGACGCACCCUGACGUUCCCGAUUUCCCUGCGCGGGUCAGCCUGACGCGGUUGCUUCUGGAGGUCGAGAUGGAGAAGGAGGCUCUGGAUGUGGUGGAGAGGUUGGUGGGCGACGACGACGAGAGCGUCGAGGCCUGGUACCUGGGCGGCUGGGGGCAGUACAUCUCCGGCGAGAAGGUGAAGCAGCAGGUCAAGGAAAAGAAGGCGGAAGCAGACGAGGAGGAGGAAGAGUGGAAGACGCCAUGGGCCUCGGCUCGGCGGUGGUUGAGGCAAUGCCUGCGUCUGUUCGAGCAGCAGGAGUACGAGGAUGACAGGUUAGGCGACCAUGCCAAGGAGCUACUAGCUUCCAUCGACAAGGAACUCGGGCCCGCCCCAGAAAACGACGACGAUGAUGAUGACGACGAUGCCUGGGAAGAUGCAAACGAUAGCGGCGAGGACGAGGAAAUGGCAGGAUAGAAUGGCGCAUGGAAAAGCAAGUCAGUCUUACAACAAAUCUCAGAGAGCUGUGCAGAGUCAUGCCCGGCUUGAACGACUUUCAGAAAGCAUGAUGAAACUGUGACCCUUCAAUUGCAGGCUCAUUAUGCCAUAUUCAACAAGGAUAUAUGAUAUAUAUGUACAGGAG
Sodiomyces alkalinus F11 is the source of this 1595-nucleotide messenger RNA. Its product is annotated as TPR domain-containing protein. Lineage: Eukaryota; Fungi; Ascomycota; Sordariomycetes; Glomerellales; Plectosphaerellaceae. The record is from RefSeq and is a predicted model, not a curated record. Gene Ontology annotation, molecular function: protein binding. The transcript has 2 exons. The coding region runs from base 278 to 1429 and encodes 383 amino acids.